Molecule: messenger RNA, 2706 nt
Organism: Spodoptera littoralis (African cotton leafworm)
Lineage: Eukaryota; Metazoa; Arthropoda; Insecta; Lepidoptera; Noctuidae
Source: the annotation of a GenBank genome assembly
AUGGAUCUUCAAACUUCUCAUUUGGCCGCGGCGUUGAUGUCGGGUCCAGCGUAUAAUAACACGUCGGCUGAAGCUAUAGCGACGGUAACUGCCCCACCAAGUAAUCCGAAUGAAGAAGUUAAAAAUGAGAAACCCAAUGAACCACCGAAAGACCCGCCAGAAGAAGAUAAAGAAGAACUAGCAAGUGGAGAGGAGUACUCUGAUGAAGAAAUGGAAGCACAAUCAGGCAGUAAGUCAAUGCCUGGUAGAGGAGUUACUUUACAAAUGCUGCUAGAAGAGAAAAUGCUUGAGCCAGGCACUGCAGCUAUGACUAUAGAAUAUCUAGGACAAAAAUUUGUUGGAGAUCUGCAGCCGGAUGGUAAGAUAAAGUCUCAUGAGACUGAAACCAUAUUCUGUUCACCAUCAGCUUGGGCAAUACACUGCAAGCGCAUAAUAAACCCAGACAAAAGGUCUGGCUGUGGCUGGGCAUCGGUCAAAUAUAGAGGAAAGAAAUUAGAUACAAUUAAAGCCACAUAUUUACGCAAGAAACAGCUGCAAAGAGAGAAUAUGCACACUGAUGAGGAAGUAGAAAUGGAAGUGGAAAACCCUCCUGAACCCCCACCACAGAGGGUUGUAAUGAAACAUAACACUGUGCCAAACAGAAUGAUGCAACAUGAUGCCAACAUGUUGAUAGAAGCAGUAUCAUUUUCAUCAGCCGGGAAAGUCCAGCCUUUCUUGGUGUCAGUCAGUUCGAAUGCUAGUCUUGUGCUGGACAUCCACUGCCAUUUGAAGAAAGAGGAAGUCUAUGGAUACUUAGCUGGCACUUGGGAUUUAAAUAAUCAUAAUGUCAUGAUAACACACACAUUUCCGUGUUUAAUUAGUAAGAACGACAGCCGACCUCGCGUUUUAGUGGAACUCGAGAUUCAGAUGGAAAUAGAGAAGUUGGGUCUAACACUACUGGGGUGGUACCACUCUCACCCAACUAACCCUGCUAUGCCAAGUUUGAGGGAUUGUGACAAUCAACUAGAAUAUCAAAUCAAAAUGCGUGGACCAAGUGAAAUAUCGUACAUUCCGUGUAUUGGAGUCAUUUGCUCUCCAUAUAACCCCGAAAGCCCAGUUUUGGAAUCGUCGCUUACGUUCUUCUGGGUGAUGCCUCCACCAGAACAAAGGCCUACCGAGUACCCUCGGCCUCUCCUCCUUCAAUACAACAUGGUGCACGACAGUCAUCUAUCACCACAUGCCAUGGAACAAAUUAGGAAGAGUAUCAAGUACUAUUUUACAUUCUCUGAUGAUACGUUCGUUAAUUUUAAAGACAAUUUUAAACCUGAUAUCACAUACUUGGACAAAUUGAAAUGCACCUUAACUGCAAAGUUUCCAAGAGAACAAAGUGAUGGUCUGUUGUGGCAUUUCAUACGCGACGAGUUAGGUUGCUCUUCUGAAAAUGAUGAUAAAAUGGACCUUGACGCGUUAUUGGCGGUUCCUCAACCUAUACCAGUGUCCAAGCCAAGUCAGAUAACAUCUGUCCCCAAUUUCCCAUCUGUGAGUACGUUACAGCAGAUGGUGAGUCGGCCGGCAGGGGUCCCACCUAUUAAUGUAUCAUCAGCCAUAGGCUCAGGAUCUCCUCAUAAGUUUGAAACGCCUCAACUGAACAUUCCAGUACUCCCAACAUCGUCUAAAUCAUCCUCGAAGUCCGCGACGCCAACACUCCCGUCACCAUAUCCUACAGGAUUGGAUAUGUUGACGAGCAUGGCUCUAGGAUUAGGUUCUCCCAAUAUGCCCCUACCUAUGGGCGCAUCUAGUCUGGAGAGUUUAGCUGCUGCUAACAGCAUGCUGACUGGUCUCACUCCAGGCAUGUCCUCAAGUCUAGCAGCUAGUUUAUCAGGUAGCAAACUUCCAGAUCCCCCAUCCUACGCUGCAUCUUUGCAGAAUUUAACCAGCAGUAUUGGAAGUUAUGACAAAACACCGAGCAGCACAUCAACGAGUACCACCGCUACGGGCACUAUCCCCGCUAGUCUUGCUUCCAACCUCAUGAUGAGUUCUGCCGAUAUUGCUAAUGCGUUAUUCUCAGCCAGCAAAUAUUCCAGUGCUGGAAUUCUUGGGAUUCCAGAUCCAAUGUCUAAAUCGACGUUAGCUGCAAAUAAUAUGUUUUUGUCACCAUCGUUGAUGAAAAUGCAGGAAUCUCUUCUGAAACCACUUUCGACGAGUAGUCCGAUAUCCACAAAGGCUGGUUUAGAUCAAAGCAUGUUGAUGAAAUCUCCCCACGAUUUAUUGAAAGGCAAUAAAGAUUAUUUGCCGCCUGAUUUUGGUAGCAUUGGAAAAGGGAAAUCGGAUUCAUUGGAAGGUAUGAAGUUGAAUGAAACUGCUACUUCUUCCAAAAUGGAAACGGCUAAAUCUGAUAGUAUGGAAGCUCAGGCCACUGACUUUAGUAUGCCUUCACGGGUCGGCGGGGAAUCGUUUUUGAAUCAGAUGUUAGAAUUAACGAAAAAGACUACAAUGCCUGAUUAUUUAUCGGAUUACAAUCAACCUCUAAAGUUAACUAAGCCAGAAGAUUUAUCCACUUCUGUGCCAUCUAGUCAUCACCCCUAUAUGAGUUCUGCAAGUAUCGUAGAUACUAUAGCGCAGGUCGCCAUGGGAAACUUUUCAAAACAUGACGAACCAAAGGACUACGCGAAAGAGACGGAUUAUAGUACCAAUAAGGUCGGCAGUAAUGACAACGAAAAUCUAUAA